This is a messenger RNA of Physcomitrium patens, 2018 nucleotides long. RefSeq names its product 12-oxophytodienoate reductase 2. Lineage: Eukaryota; Viridiplantae; Streptophyta; Bryopsida; Funariales; Funariaceae. The record is from RefSeq and is a predicted model, not a curated record. Gene Ontology annotation, molecular function: FMN binding; oxidoreductase activity.
GGUGUCACACUGGAGACCACUAGUGGCGUGGUGGUGCUGAUGCGCCGCAGUUUCCUGUGGAUGCGACGAAAUGUGGGCUACUUUGCCUGGUGCGUUGGUGGGGGUGAAUAUUGAUGAUGAAGGUUGACAGGAUGUGCUGGGUGUCGGCAGGGGUUCGAACGCGACGCUCGUACUCAGCGUGAUGUGGAGGAAGGGGGUUGUGCGUGGCGUGUGCACAACGGGCCAUUCUAUCUGUGCAAGAGGUGGCAACCCCCUGAAUUUUGGGACCCACCUGAAAACAUGGCGUAAUGCGUCUUGUUCUGCCUCGAGGAAGGGAAAGUCACCAGCGCCGUGUCGGAUCGGGAGGAAUACAAGGAUUUAGCAGGGAGCACUGUUUAGGUGAAUAGGUUGUAGAUUGUUUCCGCCGCUCAGAGUUACACAUUUUCGGACGACCGUGUUUGGCAGGGACAGGGUCAAUAGAGGACAGGCCGUGUUUUUCGGAGUUUAUGAGUUGUUCAUUUCAGAGUUUUUAGUUUGGAAGGCAGCGUGUGCCGUGAGGGCGGGUUGGAUUUUUUCUUGCACAGAACUUAGUUGCUGAGACAUUGAGUUCAGUUCUUUGAGUCGACAUGGGGCUUGAAUCGUGGAUGUUGGUUGAGGACCAAGGAGCGAAGCUGAGUCCGGAUUCCGACAUUAAAUUGAACCAGGAGCAAGCUCUCCUCACGCCGUAUCAGCUAGGACCCUUUGCGCUCUCCCACAGGAUAGUUCAUGCUCCAAUGACAAGGUGUAGGUGUGAUGGUGGCGUUCCUCAUCCUGCAACCCUUCUGUACUAUGCUCAACGUGCCUCUUCCGGCGGACUUCUUAUUGGUGAAGCCACGCAGGUCAUGGCUUCAGAAUCAGAGUAUCCAGAUGUUCCUGGAAUUUAUACGCAAGAGCAAGUUGAUGCCUGGAGACCUGUUGUUAAAGCUGUCCAUGAUAAGAACGCCAUCUUCUUUUCGCAACUUUGGCACUCAGGACGAAGCAAGCUCUCUGGCUGUGAACAGCGGAUUUUGGUGCAGAAAUUCCGUUGUGCUGCACGCAAUUCAAUCAUGGCAGGUUUUGAUGGGGUAGAAAUUCAUGGUGCUCAUGGUUAUUUGGUGGGUCAUGAGCUAGUCAGAGAACAUGGAGAGUCAGGACUUGAGAGUAGUGUACAGCAAAAUGCAUGCAGGGACGCAUUGGAGAUUGUUGGGGCCGUUGUUGAAGAGAUUGGAGCUUCUCGUGUUGGUUUCAGGUUUUCUCCUUAUACUGAGUAUGAAGAAGCUAAAACUUCUGAUCAAAUAGAGCUCGGAGUUUUUCUGGCGAAAGCGUUGAACAAGUACAACAUCCUUUACAUCCAUGUUCUGGAAAGUAGAAGCACAACUGUAGCUCAUGAUAAGAAUGCGACCAUGGAACCUUUUCGUAACAAUUUUAAGGGAAGUCUUGUCACUGCCGGAGGGUAUACAAGAGAAGAAGGCAAUGCAGCAAUCGCAUGUGGGAGAGCAGACCUGAUUGCAUAUGGCAGACUAUUCUUAUCGAAUCCUGAUUUGCCCAAGCGUUUUGAAUUGAAGGCGCCUCUCAAUAGUUAUGACCGUGGCACUUUUUACAAUAACAGCAAGGUAAAAGGAUACACAGACUAUCCUACUCUUGAGGAGUUAAACUUGAAGAUUUGAAGAGACUUUAAAUACAUUGUUCUUCUCCGAACCAGCUUCACCUUACAUCUGCUAGAGGGCGCAGCAAUUAGUGAUUGCACUCUGUUAAGCAGAUAUCAUCUGCACUUCUGUGUAGAGUCCUUGGAAAUGUCAGAGCUAUGCUUUGGCAGAACAAUGGGGCAGAACUGACGUGGAAAUCACAACUAGUUUGGCUUAAGACAUUUUUCCUUCGGUACACAUUCCUUCAUUGACUUCGCAUUAGUAAUACCUGCAAGGUAAAAAUAUUGCUGAAUUGAAUGUACAGUGUGCAUGCUUACAUGCCCAUUUCCUCCCAAUAUCAUUGUUGAUUUUGAAUCUAUACAAGCAAUUGAACAA